Racocetra fulgida is the source of this 672-nucleotide messenger RNA. NCBI's taxonomy places the organism in Eukaryota, Fungi, Glomeromycota, Glomeromycetes, Diversisporales, Gigasporaceae. The record is from the annotation of a GenBank genome assembly.
GAAAAUACGGUUUUAAGGGCAGCUUUGACUCCUCAAAUGGUAUCAGUCAUCCCGAAUGCUGUGGUUACAUCACAGUUUAAGCCGAAUCCCAGUGCACAAGAUAAAAAUUUUAAAUCAUUUUACUACUGUGAUAUUUCUCAGAAAAUUUUACUGAAAAAGUCUUAUAAAGGUGGUGAUGGACCAAAGAGAAUCGAUUUAGAACAAAUGAGGGAAAAAAAUUCGCUUCAUGAUCGUGUUGAAUUUAUCGGUCCAGUUAUGCAUCAUGAAGUACAUAGUGUAAGGAAAAAAAUCCAUACUUGGUUUUGCUCAUGUGUCGCAUCAAAUAGUUUACAAUUAUACAUUACUUUAUUUCAGGUUUUGACAAAAGGUCACAUUUUUUUGAACACCAGUUUAACUGAAGCAUUCUGUAUUGGUAUGGUUGAAGCAGCUUGUUGUGGGUUACUUGUUGUGAGCACAAAAGUUGGUGGUGUGCCAGAAGUUCUACCUAGACACAUGAUUAUUUUUUCUAAGCCUGAGGAAGAAGAUCUUGUUGAUGCAGUGUCAAAAGCUAUUAAAAUGAUCAGACAUAAAGAGGCUGUACCAACAAAAUUUCAUGAUGAGAUUAAAGAAAUGUAUAGUUGGAGUAAUGUUGCUGAGCGAACCGAAAAGAAAGGUGAUAAUAUAGUUAUUUAG